Molecule: messenger RNA, 1685 nt
Organism: Cuscuta europaea
Lineage: Eukaryota; Viridiplantae; Streptophyta; Magnoliopsida; Solanales; Convolvulaceae
Source: the annotation of a GenBank genome assembly
AUAAAGCGCUAUAAUGUUUUUAUGUUUUCAGUUUGGGAAGAGUGAAAUAACUUUUGGUGUGCCUGCACUUUAUGGCUGAAUUAAGUAAAAAAAGUUCUAACUGAACUGAUGGCCGGUGAUGACUAAUGAUCCGGCGGCGAGUUGGGAGGCUGUUCAAACGACCAAAAGAGAUCUCUCAUCUUCUCCAACUCCACUCGCUCAACAUCAAAACUUGUCUUGAUCACGACGAGUUUCUAGUCUCCCAAUUCGUAUUGUCCACUUGUUCGAUAUCCCUUCAUUUUGGGCGAUCGGUAUUUCAAAACACUCCGAUCACUCCAUCGCUCUUCACGUGGAAUACGUUGAUAAUGGAGUACUCGAAAAGCUCCUGUGAGAUUGAGUCCGUGAAGUUGUUUAUCCGGGCUUUUGGGAACCGGGAUAAGACCUGACAAAUUUGUUUUCCCCUCCGUGCUAAAAUCCUGUGGGUCCCGUUCCAUCGUUGGAGCUGGUGCAUCAGUUCAUUCAAUGUCGAUAAAGACGGGGUUUGCUUUUGAUGUCCAUGUGAAUAACACUCUUCUGUAAUGUACGCUGCUUGUGGUAUGAUAGCGUUUGCAUGGAAGGUGUACGAAGAAAUGCCUGAAAGAGACAUGGUUUCUUGGACCUCUGUGAUUUCUAGCUAUGUUGAUUGUAACCCCCCUUCAGAUGCUAUUGGAGUGUUCAAGAAGAUGAAGCUUGCAAAUGAGAAGGAAAGUUCAAUCACUUUGGUGAGCUUGCUUGCUGCAUGUACCAGUCUCCGGAAUGCCAGACUAGGCGAGUCCGUCCAUUCGCAAAUCCUGACUAAUGGUAUUGAGUUGCAUGUUGGCCUCGGAACAGCCCUCCUUCAGAUGUACGCAAAGUGCGUCCACGUGGAAAAAGCCUUCCACAUCUUCAAUAUAUUGAGCGCCAAGAAUCUGCAGUCGUGGACUAUAAUGAUAUCUGCACUUGCAGAUAAUCGCCAUGGAGAAGAAGCUAUAUCCUUAUUUUCCAGAAUGGAAAAAUCCGGACUGAGUCCCGACAGCUUGUCAUUUCUUCCAUUUUGCCUGCUUGCGGUCACUUAGGUCUUGUCGAUAAAGGGUGUGACCUGUUCAGUAGAAUGACGAGUGUUUAUGAUAUCAGACCAAGCAUGGAACAUUAUGGAUGUAUGGUGGACUUGCUUGGACGUGAGGGUAACAGAGAGGAUGCUUACAAGGUUAUCAUGCACAUGCCGAUGGAACCGAAUUCUAUAAUACUAAGGAGCUUUAUUAGUGCCUGCAAACAGCAUGAACGCAUUGUUCCUCAUAUCAAUGAGAACCUUAAGGAACUGCUGCUUAGAAUAGAGCCUGACAUUGCAGCCAACUAUGUGCUUGCUGCCAAUAUGUCUUCCCACCAGGGUAAUUGGGAUGAUGCAGAUGGACUGCAAGUCUGCAAUCUUGUAUUCAAGAAAAGGGCAUGAAGAAAGUUCCUGGUUGCAGUUGGGUGCAGUGGCGGAUGUAGAACCUUUAUGAGUUAAAUAUUUGAUCUAAGUUGAAUAUAAUGCAUAAGAUCUAUUUGAAAGUUCCUGCGGAUGUAGAACCUCGGCAGCGCGUCAAUUUGAUAUGAGUUAAAAUGAAAAAUAUUACUCCAAUAGAUAUUGUGAAUUAUUCAUAAGAUCCAAAGUUGAAUAUAAUGCAUUUUUACUAUGAUCUAAUCAC